This is a messenger RNA of Dreissena polymorpha, 767 nucleotides long. RefSeq lists its product as uncharacterized. NCBI's taxonomy places the organism in Eukaryota, Metazoa, Mollusca, Bivalvia, Myida, Dreissenidae. The transcript is spliced from 4 exons. Bases 1 to 483 code for a protein of 160 amino acids. The record is from RefSeq and is a predicted model, not a curated record.
AUGUUUCGCGCGGAAUUAACAAAACUACUCUCCGAAGAGCUCGGACUUGAGUAUGAAGUAUUGCGUGAUUCUGCCAAUGAAGGGUCGGUCGGUUUACCUAGUAAACCUGAUCUACAUGCCGAAAUAGAGAGCGCCUUAAAAUUCAGAACAAACUAUGAUUUGGACCUUCAGUACCUGGUUUUGCUAUUCACAGUUAUCAGCACAAAAGUGCAUGCACCAAGCUGUCCGGACAAACAUAAUUGUUAUAGAAACUAUUGCACACAAUAUGAAGAUGGCUCCUAUAGUUGUCGGCAAGGCUGCAACCGCGGUUAUUGGGGGAUGAUUGCAGUUCUGUUCUUUGUUCAGAAGGUUGCAUUGAUGUGUGUGACAAAACUGAUAGAACAUGUUUAUGUAAACCACACUUUACCGGCAAAACAUGUGAGACCUGUGAACGCGGAAAGUAUGGAAGCCAAUGUGACACAAAUUGUUCCAGAGGAUGUUUAGGUCCAUGUAAUAUGUAUACUGGCGAUUGUAAAUGUAAGCCAUAUUUUUCCGGCCAUUUAUGUGAUUACUGUGAAAAUGGCAUGUACGGUACAGAAUGCAAUCAACUUUGUAGAAAAAACUUCGAAAGGUGUGAUACUGAAUCCAGUUGCAUGUAUUGCAAACCUGGGUACCAUGGGAAUAGUUGCCAGUAUGAUUGCCCAAGUACGUGUUAUUCCUGUAUUUCUUCCGUUGAGUGUUCAUCAUGUAAGCCCGGGUAUUAUGGUCCUGACUGCAAAUUAAGUUGU